UACACACCAAACUCCAACCCAAACACAAAACUAUUAUAAAUAACCCACACGCACACAUACAAGAAGGAAACCCUUACAUCAGUUAAUAAUAUCUCUAAACAAUAUGAACGACAUGAUGGGUGGAUCUUCUCAUGCGGCUCCGGCACCUUCACCGUCGGCGUUUUUCCAACAUCGCCGACGUCAUCACGGUGGCAUGAUGCACAUGACCUUCUUCUGGGGGAAAAACACGGAGGUUCUAUUCGACGGAUGGCCAGGGACCAGUCUGACCAUGUAUUGGGUCUGCCUAGCCUCCAUUUUCGUCACUUCCGCAUUGUCAGAGUGGAUUUCGCGAUGCGGGGUCAUGAAAGUCGGUCCAGCUAGCUUUGGCGGCGGGCUAGUCCAGACGUUGGUUUACACCGUGAGGGCUUGUUUGUCUUAUUUGAUCAUGCUGGCCGUGAUGUCAUUCAAUGGAGGAGUCUUCUUGGCUGCAAUGGCUGGUUUUGGAUUAGGGUUUAUGAUUUUUGGAAGUAGGUCUUUUAAGGACACUGGAAGUAAUAACAAUCACACCGAAAUUCAAUCACAUUGUUGAUUGAUUCUUUGUAGGCUUUAUUUUCCCCCGUUUAAAUAAUAAUAACGAAAAAAAAUUAUUUCAAGAUUUUAAGAUUUUAGUAUUUUUUUGUCUAAGAUAUAAUUGGAUUUUGUUUACGGUCAUGUUGAUUCAAUAAAUUAAACAAACGCUGGUUCAAGUCCUAUUAUUUUGUGUAUUUAUUUAUUUUAACUUUGUUACAUUUUAGGUUACUAAUGUACGUAUUCCUGUUUCAUGAAUUCAGAGGCUGAGGGAGAAGCUUCGAUUGGUAAGAACUCAAAAUACUCUUCGAAUGAAUUAAUACUGAUUAGAAGUUUCGAUAUUCUUUUUCCGGUUUAUUAUCGGUAAUCUAUGAUUUUCGUUUGUUGAUUUUAUCAGUACCGACAUUUCAAAUAUAUCAUGUUCAAAAGAAUCAAAUACAUAUUAUGUGUUAUAAAUCAAUUGGUGGAUAUCC
This is a messenger RNA of Brassica napus (rape), 1019 nucleotides long. RefSeq names its product copper transporter 3-like. Gene Ontology annotation, biological process: copper ion transmembrane transport; intracellular copper ion homeostasis. The transcript has a single exon. Gene Ontology annotation, cellular component: plasma membrane. The record is from RefSeq and is a predicted model, not a curated record. NCBI's taxonomy places the organism in Eukaryota, Viridiplantae, Streptophyta, Magnoliopsida, Brassicales, Brassicaceae. Bases 104 to 568 code for a protein of 154 amino acids. Gene Ontology annotation, molecular function: copper ion transmembrane transporter activity.